Molecule: messenger RNA, 2017 nt
Organism: Acanthoscelides obtectus
Lineage: Eukaryota; Metazoa; Arthropoda; Insecta; Coleoptera; Chrysomelidae
Source: the annotation of a GenBank genome assembly
CAGCAGGCCACGAAACAAUCGAACAACGACGCUGCCGGCAACCUCGAUAUUCUACCGCAACGAUCUAGUGGGUGACGAAUCGCGAUUGCUACUUGUGUGCACGUACAGCGGAAUAACCUUUAAGUGCCGGAAAAAAGCUUGUAUCGUUGGAAAGAAUCGGCAAAAUGCUGCAGUUGGAAGAGAAGGGCAUAGACGCGGGUAUGAAGUGCGUCAAAUACAUGCUGUUCGUGGCGAAUUUCAUGUUUGUCCUCGUUGGAUUUCUACUGAUUUCUAUCGGCUCCACCAUCAAGGGCGUCUAUGGGGGCUUCGACGCCUUCCUGACUGAUCAACACUUCAGUGCCUCCAACCUGUCCAUCGCCAUCGGCUUCAUCAUCUUCAUUGUUGCCCUCUUUGGCUGCAUCGGAGCGCUCAAAGAGAGUGUGUGCUUUAUCAACAUGUAUGCACUGAUGCUGUUCCUCAUACUGGUUCUCGAAUUAUCAGUGAGCAUUGUGGCUUACUCCAUGAGAGGCGACUUGGAAGUUACUCUUAGGAAAACCAUGUUGGAGACCAUGGAAUAUUAUCCAACCCACACCUAUCACACAUGGAGAGUUGUUCAGUACAAUUUGGAGUGCUGUGGCGUAGAUGGACCUUCUGACUGGUACCCAUACGGCCAACUUUUCAGUCUGGACUACAAAGUUCAAGACAACAAGACCUAUUACGUUCCAAGCUCUUGCUGCACCAACUUGUAUUGCUCUGAUGGUUUUCUAUACAUAGAUGGCUGCUUGCCUGUUAUUCGCUUCGUCGUAUCAGAAUGUGCUGUACUACUUGGAGUUGGAGCGAUGUGCAUCUCCUUCAUACAGCUUCUCGGCGUAAUAUUCGCAUACCUGCUAGCCAAAUCUGUCAGGAAAUUAAAGACUCAGAGAGAAGUAGCCAAGACACAAAGGAAAACACAACUCUACGAAGAACUAGCAAAAUCAGCAGCUCAAAAUGAGAAAAUGGGGCCUGUGCUGUUCACUCCAACCAGCUCCGAAGCUUAACUUCUUUAUAGAAAAGUUUCAAUAGGUUUAUAAUUAUUAUUAUCCCUUUGUUAUAGCCUGCUAUAACAAAGAAACAGUUACUUUUUGAAAUUUCUUAAAUCUUUUAAGUAUUCCUAGAUAAGAUAAAGUAAGGUUAAAUUUAAGAUACAUUUCUUGUUGAAUUUUCCUUUCUGUUUUUACAAAAAUCAAAAGAAACACAUAUAGUCCAGGCCUCUAAAGAACGCCCCACUUUACAUGACUUACAUUUUUACAGAUACGACUUUCGCGUUAAAUAUUACAAAAUAUGGAGGUAUAUAAGAUAUAUACAAGGUCUGUCCUUCACCAUCCUACUAGCUAGCUGAGUUGUUUAAAUUUAACAACUUCUAUACUCUGAUCUGGCUAUUACUGAUUAAAACUAUUUAGCACAAAAGUAACUUAAUCACUGAUUUCGAAGUAAUAGGUAUUUUAUGUCAAAUCAGUUUUUUUCUUUGUGAAUUGUUUUUCAAGUACGUACUUAAUACUUACUAAUAAAGCAGAUGCAAUGAAUGUGAUAAAACAAUAUGUGAUUCGAGGCAGUGAUAGGGUAAAGUUUAUUCUAUUAAAAUAGUUUUGGCAUUACGCAACUUCUUUUACACAAAUAAACUUAUAUAAAUACGAUAGUUAGGUCUAGGUUGACUCAACAUAUGUAAAAUUUUAUUCUAACUUAGCUGGCAUGUGAGUCAUCACUGUUUUACAAUUAGUUGUUUCAAAUACUUUAUGGAAUAAAAAUUACAUUCGAGUUUUUCUUAUCUCAUCCACCUUUACACCAGAAUUUUACGGCAAAUUUCACGUCAUCAAGGCAAGCAUGGAUUUUAGCUGGAUACAUUGUCGCUUACUAAAUCAAUGAUAUUGCAUAUUGUCUGUGGAAUCGUUGGAAAUACGAAAAUAUGCCUGUACGAGGUUUGAUCAAAAAGUAUCGCGAAUUUCAUGUUUUUUCAACAAUUAUAUAUUUAUUCAUGAAUAUCUAUUUUUCACCUUCAAAG